Messenger RNA from Erpetoichthys calabaricus (reedfish), 2821 nucleotides. It is a transcript of the gene melk, whose product is annotated as maternal embryonic leucine zipper kinase. Gene Ontology annotation, molecular function: ATP binding; tau-protein kinase activity; protein serine/threonine kinase activity. NCBI's taxonomy places the organism in Eukaryota, Metazoa, Chordata, Cladistia, Polypteriformes, Polypteridae. The record is from RefSeq and is a predicted model, not a curated record. The coding region runs from base 329 to 2299 and encodes 656 amino acids. Gene Ontology annotation, biological process: intracellular signal transduction; protein phosphorylation; microtubule cytoskeleton organization. The transcript is spliced from 18 exons. Gene Ontology annotation, cellular component: cytoplasm.
UAAUUUACAUUGCUCGUGAUUGGCUUUCCUGGAUUUGGAUGCCGGAAAAGGCGUCACUGGGAGGCAAAUUCAAACCUUUCUUCCACGCAUACUGUACAGUACUACAAAAGUUUGGUUUUGAUUAUGUGUAAGAUGGUGACACGAUUAUUAUGAACUAACUGAAAGAAGGCACACUGUUAUUUGUUCGAAUUUCAACGGUAAGCUUUCGAAGCAUAAGAGCGUAUGUGAACGAAGGCAAACGAAUCUGCGAAAGUCACGGGCCGGAGUGUUCUCUGCAAGCACCAAGCACGUAAGUGUUACUGUACUUUGAUAUAUACAAAAUACAGCCAUGGAUGUUGAUGCCUCUGGAGACAUUUUUCAGUUUUAUGAACUACAUGAGACAAUCGGUACAGGUGGAUUUGCCAAAGUGAAACUUGGACGGCAUAUAAUUACAGGUGAAAAGGUUGCAGUUAAAAUAAUGGAUAAGAAGGAACUGGGGGAUGAUCUACCUCGAGUCAAGACUGAGAUUGAAGCAAUGAAAAAUCUUAGUCAUCAGAAUAUCUGUCGUCUGUAUCAUGUUAUUGAGACAUCUAGGCGAAUAUACAUGGUUUUAGAGUAUUGUCCUGGAGGAGAAUUAUUUGAUUACAUUAUUGCCAAAGAUCGGUUAUCUGAAAAUGAAACUAGGAUCUUUUUCCGUCAAAUUGUUUCUGCACUUGCUUACGUUCACAGCCAAGGUUAUGCUCAUAGAGACCUGAAACCUGAAAACCUGCUAAUUGAUGAAGAACAUAAUCUUAAGCUAAUUGAUUUUGGUCUUUGUGCAAAACCAAAGGGUGGUUUAGACUAUCAUCUAAUGACUUGCUGUGGAAGCCCAGCCUAUGCUGCUCCAGAACUUAUUCAGGGAAGGGCCUACAUUGGAUCUGAGGCUGAUGUGUGGAGCAUGGGAGUCUUGCUGUAUGCUCUGCUUUGUGGAUUUCUUCCUUUUGAUGAUGAUAAUGUUAUGGUUCUAUAUAGAAAAAUUACUAGAGGUAAAUAUGAGAUUCCCUGUUGGCUUUCCCCUGGCAGUGUUAUUCUUCUGGAUCAAAUGAUGCAGGUGGACCCAAAGAAGCGUAUUACUUUGAGGCAGCUUCUAAACCAUCCAUGGUUAAUUCAGGGAGGCAUUGGUCCAGUUGAGUGGCACAGCAAAUAUCCCCUGAGAUAUAUCGAUGAUGACUGCAUUACAGAAAUGGCAGUAUGUUAUAGGAAAUCAAAAGCGAACAUGCUCAACAUGGUUUCUGAGUGGAGAUAUGAUCAAACAACAGCCACUUACCUGCUGCUAUUGGCCAAGAAAAAACGAGGAAAGCCUGUACGGUUGGCUACUUUCUUUUAUGGCGAUUCAUUGUUCAAAGCUACUAAUGAAUUAAAGUCUAAGAAAAACCUGAACUUUGGUGAAGAACCAGAGAGUACUGAGAUACCACUUGUGCUUUGUUCCAUGGACUUUCUUGAUGAAUGUGCUUUUAUUGAAGACCCAACAUUUGUUCCCUUAUCGCCAAGAAAAAACCAGAGAACAAAAUACCCAUCUGAAUCUAGUAGUAGAGAUACAGAGUAUACCACUUCCUGUAAACAGAAGGAGUCUAGAAAUGUUGAAAAUAAAGAAAACAUCAAUAGUGUCUGCCAAAAAACAGCAGAACCUUUUGUUCUGCCAGCACCGAAGACUCCUUCAUAUAAGAUGAAUUCAGUUGGAAAAAAAAAUAUUCUUAUGACUCCAAAUAAAAAUACUACUGCCAAUUUCAAAACAGGAAAUGUCUGUGUCAAAGAAACCCCAACGAAGAAGUAUGCUGACUUAAUCAAUACCAAUAAUCUUGCAACAUUUUCCCUUAGUCCAGAGCGAAGGUCACGUUCUUUAGAAAUUGACCCUGAACAAGAUCAGUUGGGCAGUGCACAAAAGAAAAAAGGGACAAAGGUAUUUGGAAGCCUAGAAAGAGGGCUGGACAAAAUGAUUACAAUGCUCACACCAAGCAAAAAGAAAGGAUCUAUGAAAGAUGGACCAAGAAAAAUCAAGGCCCAGUAUAAUGUAACAUCAACUAACAUGGUCAAUGCAGACCUAGUUCUAAAUCAAAUUAUCAGCAUUCUUCCGGAAAAGAAUGUGGAUUAUACUCAGAAAGGAUAUACACUAAAAUGUAAAACCCAGUCUGACUUUGGCAAGGUUACCAUGCAGUUUGAGUUGGAGGUAUGUCAACUGAGCAAGCCUGAGGUUGUAGGAAUCAGAAGACAGAGGCUUAAAGGAGACGCCUGGGUAUACAAGCGUUUAGUAGAAGAUAUAUUAACCUGUUCAAAUGUAUAAUGCAAAAUAAGGUUUCAUAUUCAGAUUUGUAUUCAUAAGCUAUGCAAACUUGCAUCUUAACUGUAGAAAACUGUAUAUUGUGAAUAAAUGUAAAUUAACCUAGGCUAUUACUUUUUAUAGAUAGUUUUCAUAUUUACAUGUGUAUAUUUUAUAUGUGUUUUGUGGUAUCUUUCUUUGUUUACUCCUUUUUCUUCCUUAAUAAAAGUAAAUCCUGUGGUUUGUAAAUAAAUUUGUUUAUAGCACCCUUGAAGCAUUUCUGUUAGUUUGUACCUUAAUUAUAUGGUUGUAAUGGAAUAUUUUGGUUAUAUUUACAAAUCUGUCUCCUAGAAUCCAUUAUACGUCAGUGUACAUGUUAUUUCUAUCUUUAAUUUGCAUAAUUCGGUUCAUGUUUGUGAAUUAAGUAGAAUUUAUUGGUACUAUUAAUUCAAGCACAGAUGUUGUCACUAGAGUUAAACUGUGUGUCCAGUAAAAUUACCACCAAUUAAAACUGCAUGGUGUUUUCAAAUUCCCUCUCUUUGAAGG